AUGACUUCAUCCGAGGAGUUCAAGAUCACGAAGCUCAAAAGCAAUGACUUUGACGAAUGGUCCACCCUCUUCAGAGCAUACAUCAACUUCUAUGAGACUUCAAUCCCCGAAGAUCAGUACAGGAGGACCUUUGAACGAAUUCUAGACUCUGAGUCGGACUUGUACGCCUUGGUGAUGAGACAGCAGCAAGCGGGCGACUCAAACGAUGGCAAGAUGAUUGCGAUUGCGCAUUUCUUCCCCCAGCAGACUCCGUGGAGCGAGAAGAACAUUAUGCUUUUGAAUGAUCUCUUCGUCGACCCGUCGCUAAGAGGAAAAGGCCAAGGCCGCAGGAUGAUUCAGGCUGUCGCCGAUGCAUCUAAGGAAAUGGGAUGCUUCCGCCUCCAGUGGCUGACGAAAAAGGACAAUGUGACUGCACGUCGACUCUAUGAUACGAUGGCCGAUGGAUCAUUUGUUCAGUACCGAAUGAGUCUGGAAUAG
Molecule: messenger RNA, 477 nt
Organism: Penicillium atrosanguineum
Lineage: Eukaryota; Fungi; Ascomycota; Eurotiomycetes; Eurotiales; Aspergillaceae
Product: GNAT family N-acetyltransferase
Exons: 2
Coding region: 1-477 (158 amino acids)
Molecular function (GO): N-acetyltransferase activity
Source: RefSeq, a predicted model, not a curated record